Molecule: messenger RNA, 4834 nt
Organism: Thunnus maccoyii (southern bluefin tuna)
Lineage: Eukaryota; Metazoa; Chordata; Actinopteri; Scombriformes; Scombridae
Product: suppressor of tumorigenicity 14 protein homolog
Exons: 19
Coding region: 350-3010 (886 amino acids)
Biological process (GO): proteolysis; acrosome reaction
Molecular function (GO): protein binding; serine-type endopeptidase activity
Source: RefSeq, a predicted model, not a curated record
GCACACGUUUCCCUCAAACACUCUUUUGUCCCUCCGAGCUUAACUCCCGCAUACACAGCGAGGAAGUUUGCCCACAAUAUCUGUCGCACGGAUGGUUGUGCGGAUUGUACGCUUUCAUAGUGGUCUCAUUGUCCCCCGCACUGCAUUGUGGGGCUCCGUGUGACACCUGCAGCCCAGGUAAACUGGAGGCGGUGAAUGCCCCGCCGCAUCCGAGCCGCUCAGGUCGGAUUUCUGUGCUUUUUUUUUUUUUUUUUCAAAGUAAGCGGCAGCGGGGGUUUCCUCUCUCCAUCGUUUCUAUGCCUGAGGUAUUGUUGCAUAUCGACUCUCCGGAGCUAAACGGGACAGUGCUAUGAGGACUCUCCCCAAAAGUAAAACUUGCGAAGUGUACUGCGUCUCCGGGCAUGGACACCCAGGCUGCUCCGCUGCACAGGGAGAGGGGGAGUUGAAGGAGCCCACCCAGUGUCUGAGCUCCCCCACGAAGCCUGAGGAUCCUGCAGAGCAGAGGGCGGAAGGGGGACGAGCUCCGGCCUGUGGCUCCUGGAGGAGAUGGAUGUUAGUUCUCCUGCCUUUCUUUCCCUUCACUGCAGCCAUUGCACUGACCCUCCACUACUUAACAUCUCUGCCCUCCUCAGUGUUCUUCCUCGGCGGCAGCGUGGAGUUCUCAAACCUGAACUUCUCUUCAGAGCUGACUGACUCCACCUCCCUGCAGUUCCGCCUGCAGGCUCAGGCUUUGAACCAUUAUUUCUCUGAACUCUACGAGUCCUCCCCGUGGAGCUCUUACUACCUGCGCUCAGGAGUUACUGCCUUCAGUGAAGGAGCAGAAGGGCUCAAUGUUUUCUACUGGAGUAAAUUCUCCGCCCCGGACGAUGUCGCCAUGGCGAUCCGGAGCUCCAGCCCGGAUAGGCUGCAGCGCAGGCUUCCUGGCAGCAACAAGGUGCUGCGGGACAGCCGCAACGAGCAGCGCUACUACAUGGAGCAAGAUGACGACAUGCUCCACCUGCUGGGUUUGGACCCUGAUGACUCAGAAGAAAAAUCAGACAAGAUUAAGAAUCCAAACAGCAUCCAGAGUGGGAAGUGGCAGCUCGGCUUCCAAGCGAUGUCCUUUGACCUCUAUGCCAAAUAUGGAAACAACCGCACCCUGAGCCUUGUGAGUCCCAAAAAGCCUUACUACCAGUGGCGGCUACGCGUGCCGUCAGGCCAUGUGGUUCGCCUGGUGAUUCUCACCCUUCACGGCGCCACACCAGGAAGCUGCACCGCUCACAAACUCUCAGCCUACGACUUCCUGCUUCCUUUACAGAAUAAGAUCAUUGCCAGGUGGUGUGGACUUCCCAUUUCGGGCUCAUCCCCUGUCAUGAAGCUGACAUCCUCUGGGAAUGUCAUGCUGGUCACCUUCUCUUUCAGCAGACAGAGGGAUGGAGCAAUCUUCAAAGCGUACUUCCAAGCUAUUCCAAAAGCAGGAUGUGGAGGAUCAAUUUCUUCCUGGAACGGCUCUCUUUCCUCACCCUACUACCCUUCUUACUACCCUCCAAAUAUAGACUGCACUUGGACACUACGGGCGCCGUUGCCUGGAUACCUAAUCUCCAUGACAAUCGUGACGAUGGACAUUCAAGAGUCGUCGUCAUCGGACGGCUGCGAGAAAGACUGGCUGGACAUCGGAGGGGUCAAACUGUGUAACCCGGUGUCAGACAGCAGCAAAAAGCGAGUCUACACCUCUCCUCUCUCCCUCCACUUCCACUCCGAUGAAUCCAUCACUCACAAGGGUUUCUAUUUGCUUUAUCGAGCCUUCUCCCCUGAGGGCACCUGUCCUCGUCAGUUUCGCUGUGGAGAUGGACGCUGUAUCCCUCUGAGGAAAGUGUGUGAUGGGGUUAAAGACUGCUCAGAUGGACGGGAUGAGGCUAAAUGCUCAUCCUGCAGGCCGGGGGAGGUGCUGUGUGGGAAUGGACAGUGUAAGCCUCAAAGCAGCCAGUGCAUGAGCCAGAGCGCCUGUGCAGACAGCAGUGAAGAGGGCACCUGUAGAGGUAAAUGCUAUCACGUCUGCCCCAACAAGGUGUGUUUGCCAAAGUCUUCAGUGUGUGAUGGUGUCAUUGACUGCAAAGACCGCAGUGAUGAACUAAACUGUACCAGAGCGUACCACAAAGGUUGCUCCUCAUCCUCCUACAAAUGUGCUAAUGGAAAAUGUGUGAGCAAGGUCAACCCAGAGUGUGACGGGGUCAAAGACUGCUUUGAUGGCUCUGAUGAACUGCGUUGUGGGUGUGGCACCAGGCCCAGGAAGCGUACUAAGAUAGUGGGCGGCUCUGAUGCUGGAGCAGGAUCAUGGCCGUGGCAGGUCAGCCUCCAGAUGGAUCGCUACGGCCACGUCUGUGGUGCCACACUGGUCUCCAACCGCUGGCUCAUCUCUGCGGCUCACUGCUUCCAGGACUCAGAUGCCAUUAAAUAUUCUGACACUCGUGCAUGGCGGGCCCACAUGGGGAUGCGUGUGAUGACCACGGGGAACAAUGGAGCAGCCACCAGACCGAUCCGCCGGAUCCUCCUCCACCCGCAGUAUGACCAGUUCACCUCGGACUAUGACAUCGCCCUCCUUGAACUCAGUGCUCCCGUCUUUUUCAACGACUUGGUGCAGCCUGUGUGUGUCCCUGCCUCUUCACACACCUUCACCACCGGGACCAGCUGCUAUGUGACAGGCUGGGGGGUCCUCAUGGAGGACGGUGAGCUGGCCUCUCGCUUACAGGAGGCCUCAGUGAAAAUAAUCAACAGGAACACCUGCAACAAGCUGUAUGAUGACGCUGUUACUCCCAGAAUGCUGUGCGCUGGAAACCUGCAGGGAGGGGUGGAUGCCUGCCAGGGCGACUCAGGAGGUCCGCUGGUGUGUCUGGAGCGCGGUAGACGGUGGUUCCUGGCGGGAAUCGUGAGCUGGGGCGAAGGCUGCGCGAGGCAGAACCGUCCUGGAGUGUACACACAGGUGGUCAAGUUCACUGACUGGAUCCAUCAGCAGACUAAAGGACAGGUGUGACUGAACACCAGACAGACAUGAACAAAAGUGCAUACAGACCUAACAAGCAGGAUGAAGGUUUCAGACCUGGAGUCCUUGUUCAGAGUAAAGGAUGAUAACAUGGCAACAUAUUCAGUUUUUUGGGAGUGGACCCAUUUGAACAGAACAGCAGGAGCAUCAUCCCAUCUCCGUACCAACCAGCAUCCAAUCAGUCGCAAAACACUGACACUGGCUUUGUUCACAUGUGCAGAAAAUUUUGAACUUAAACUGAUUAUUAAAUUUACUUUUUGGUCACUGCCCAUAAAUUGUGUAAUUUGGUUGGAAACCUUAAACAGAUUACAACAAAUCCAAUUAUGAUGCAAGAUUUGUUUGGACAUAAAAACACAUAAAAACAUUCACUUUUGGUUUUUACUGUCUCCACACAUCUGGACUGAUUUGGCAGUAGGCCUGUAUAAGAAGUCAGCAAAUACUGCAUGUAGGCUAGGUGUUUCCCACUGUUUCCAGACUUUAUGCUAAGCUAAGUUAGCCAGCUGCUGGCAGUAGCUUCAUAUUUACUGCACAGACAUGAGAGUAUCUUCUCAUCUAACUCUUGGCAAGAGAACAAAUAAGCGUGUUUCCCCCAAAAUAUCUAAUUAUUGCUUUGUCAACAUAGUAGAGAACAGCAGAUGUUGACAUCAAGCGACGCUUGAGAUCAAAAGACGGUUGGACGGGUCGGUAACUUAACCACUUAAACCAGUAAAUGCCAGGAUUUAGAGCGGAUUUGGGGUUUGUCACCAGCCAAGUUAGUCUGUGCAUGUAAAUGUGAACGAUUACUUCCUAUUCUCUCUGCAUCUCCUCACCCUCUUUCACUCAACUGAUUUUUCUAUAGUCCGACCAAUACUGAUUUUUUUGAAGCGGAUGCUGAUGUUGAUAUUUGAGAGUUUGAAUAUAUAUACAUAAAUACAAUUUGACAAGGAUCCCUUAAAUUUGGUUAUUAAAGAAUUGCGAGCGCAAUAUUUCCAAAUUACAUCGAUCAUAUCUUUGGCAUUUAUGUACUGCAAUUUCUUGUUACCUAUCAGCCGACAUGCAUUUUCCUACCCCAGCUACAUUGUUCACCACAGAUAUCAGGUGUUGCACUCAAGAAAAGAUCAGUUAAAUCAACAUUUAUUGAAUGUGGAAACAGUUCUCUCCCCACAAGGAUGUGUUUUAGCCCUCGUCUACAUUCGUCCAUGUACUGUACAUGCGUGCUCGUGACCCCUUGAUCCAUGUGUUUAAGAGUUGUCAUUGUACUGUAUGUGUGUGUAUUUGUAUAUCAUGAGUUUAUCUGAGUCGUAGCCCUAUGUUAAAUAUAUUCUUUAAAUGUAGUGGAGUGAAUAAUCACUCAAUGGGAGGUGGGUAAUAUAUUUUGCAUUUCAGAUUUACUGUGAUGGUUUAAUUUAUCUUAAUGGUGCCUCCUUUGCUCUUUGUAUUUGCUGCUCCAUGAAGAGUUAUCACAGCCCUCUCUAAAACUAUGCAAAGGUUGAUACUGGAACAGAUAUGAUCAUCAACAGACAAUCUUUAGUAAGAUCUUUUAGUCUCUAUAUUACUGUUGGAGGUGGUGGUGAUGAGACAUAAAAGACAGAGCUACUUCUGAGCUCAGAGGGAUGACAUUUAUCUCUUGCAUUCCCCUGCUCUCACUCAGCUUACAUCACCAUCCAGUGGCCAAUCUGCACCAUUGCCUCAUUUAUUUCCAGAGGGAAUGAUGCACCUUACACCCAAAGAAUUAAAAAACACUCCCGUUUGCCUCACUGUUAAAUAAUAUAAAAUUAUUUGCCUUUAUAUUAAAGACACAAUUACCGAUGCAGCAAAUCCUAGCUUUGUUUUAUA